UUGCGUUAUCGUUAUCGAUGACAAAACCAAAUAAUUUUGGCCGUAAAAAUAAUAACAAUGGGAAGUCCAGAAUUACCUUCAGAUCCUGGUCAAGAGGGGCUUCCAACGCCACCGGUUGACCAUCCACGAGGAGGCGUGGAGAGCGAGGAUGACGACGAUUUGGAUGCCUACGAUGGCUACCAGCCACUCGCUUUGGAUGAGGAGAACGAUGCAGCGCAUCCUGAGGAGGUUUCCAGGGAACCGGAGACUCCGUCUGCGGACAACGACGAGGAUGUGGACCUGAUGACGGCCACAGUCACCCACGGAGACCCCAACAUGCCUGCCAUUGAGCCCGCUGACGUGGAGAUCGAGAGACAAGUCUGGAGUGAACCUAGACCAAGGGAACUCCAGAUGGAUCUUGAUAAAACGCGAACAGAACAGAUCCUCAAAGCCAUGUCCACGAUAACGUUACCCAACAUCACCGUGCCGGAUUGGGCAAGAGGAGUGCCCGAAGAGCGUUGGAAGCACGAGCUGCUGGACCGGAUUAACAGCCGACAGCAUCCUCCGGAACCCUCAACGUCGUCUUCGUGCGAGAGUCAUCAGCAUUCCAAGAAAGAAUAGCGCUUGUUGUGUAUAAUUAGAAAAAACGUUCUCCAAUAUAUGUAUAAUUUAGAA
This is a messenger RNA of Drosophila teissieri, 654 nucleotides long. RefSeq lists its product as uncharacterized. Gene Ontology annotation, biological process: spermatogenesis. Bases 58 to 600 code for a protein of 180 amino acids. The transcript has 2 exons. NCBI's taxonomy places the organism in Eukaryota, Metazoa, Arthropoda, Insecta, Diptera, Drosophilidae. The record is from RefSeq and is a predicted model, not a curated record.